AUGGCGGGCACGGGGCCCGUCCCGGCGCUGCUCCCGCGCGCUUCCACGGGAGCGCUGAGAGAAGGAGCUUGGAGAAGUGAAUCCCUGGUGGUUUGUGAUGUUGCUGAAGACCUGGUGGAGAAACUGAGAAAAUUCCGGUUUCGUAAAGAAACCAACAAUGCUGCCAUUAUAAUGAAAAUCGACAAGGAUAAACAGCUGGUGGUACUGGAUGAGGAGCAUGAGGGUAUCUCUCCUGAUGAGCUAAAAGACGAGCUGCCCGAGAGACAACCUCGAUUCAUUGUGUAUAGUUACAAGUAUCAGCACGAUGAUGGAAGAGUUUCUUACCCGUUGUGCUUUAUCUUCUCCAGUCCAGUUGGUGAGUAAAUAUUGUGAAUGAUAUCU
Tinamus guttatus (white-throated tinamou) is the source of this 381-nucleotide messenger RNA. NCBI's taxonomy places the organism in Eukaryota, Metazoa, Chordata, Aves, Tinamiformes, Tinamidae. The record is from RefSeq and is a predicted model, not a curated record.